Molecule: messenger RNA, 6511 nt
Organism: Engraulis encrasicolus (European anchovy)
Lineage: Eukaryota; Metazoa; Chordata; Actinopteri; Clupeiformes; Engraulidae
Product: echinoderm microtubule-associated protein-like 6
Exons: 42
Coding region: 1-5868 (1955 amino acids)
Molecular function (GO): microtubule binding
Source: RefSeq, a predicted model, not a curated record
AUGACGGACAAGACUGCUCCUCGUUGCCAACUACGCUUGGAAUGGAUCCACGGAUACCGGGGGCACCAGUGCCGUAACAACCUGUAUUACACGGCCGGGAAGGAGAUAGUCUACUUCGUGGCCGGUGUCGGUGUGGUCUACAACACCAGGGAACACACACAGAAGUUCUAUUUGGGACACAACGAUGACAUUAUCAGUUUGGCGCUGCAUCCUGAUAAGAUCCAGGUGGCGACGGGUCAGGUGGGUAAGGACCCCUACAUCUGCGUCUGGGACUCCUAUGCCCUCACCACCGUCUCCAUCCUCAGAGACGUGCACACACACGGAGUCGCCUGCCUCGCCUUUGAUGCCGACGGACAGAGGUUAGCGUCAGUGGGCCUGGAUGCCAAGAACACCGUGUGCGUAUGGGACUGGAAGAGAGGCAGGAUAUUGGCCACAGCGACAGGCCACUCUGAUAGGAUAUUCGACAUCUCCUGGGAUCCCUUCCUCCCACACAGACUGGUGAGCUGUGGAGUCAAACACAUCAAAUUCUGGACGUUGUGUGGUAAUGCCUUGACUCCUAAGCGGGGUAUCUUCGGGAAGACGGGAGACCUGCAGACCAUCCUGUGUGUGGCCACCGCCAAGGAGGAGGUGACGUACUCAGGAGCCCUGAAUGGAGACAUCUACGUCUGGAAGGGGCUCAACCUGGCCCGCACCAUACAGGCAGCGCACGGGGCCGGUAUCUUCAGCAUGCAUGCGUGUGAGGAGGGCUUCGCCACGGGGGGCAGGGACGGCUGCAUCCGGCUCUGGGACGUGGACUUCAAGCCCAUCACCAAGAUCGACCUGCGAGAGACGGAACAGGGAUACAAGGGCCUCUCCAUCCGUAGCGUGUGUUGGAAGGCGGACCGCAUCUUGGCGGGCACCCAGGACAGUGAGAUCUUCGAGGUGAUGGUGCGUGACCGGGACAAACCCCUGCUGCUGAUGCAGGGUCACAGUGAGGGCGAGCUCUGGGCCCUGGACAUACACCCCAAGCAACCGCUCGCCGUCACCGGCAGCGACGACCGCUCCGUCAGACUAUGGAGCCUCUCAGACCACACUCUGAUCGCCCGCUGCAACAUGGAGGAGGCCGUGAGGAGCGUCUCCUUCAACAACGACGGCUCGCAGCUCGCCCUGGGCAUGAAGGACGGCUCCUUCACCGUGCUGCGCGUCAGGGACAUGACGGAGGUGGUGCACAUCAAGGACCGCAAGGAGGUGAUCCACGAGCUGAAGUUCUCCCCGGACGGCGCCUACCUGGCGGUGGGCUCCAACGACGGCCUGGUGGACGUGUACGCGGUGGCGCAGCGCUACAAGAAGGUGGGCGAGUGCAACCGCUCCUCCUGCUUCAUCACGCACCUCGACUGGUCCGUGGACAGCCGCUUCCUGCAGACCAACGACGGCGCCGGGGAGAGGCUCUUCUACAGGAUGCCAGCGGGGAAGUUCCUCCCCAAGGAGGAGGCCAAAGGUAUCCACUGGAUGACGUGGACGGGCGUGCUGGGCCCGGAGGUGAACGGCAUCUGGCCCAAGUACUCCACCGUCAACGACAUCAACUCAGUGGACGCCAACUACAGCAGCGCCGUCCUCGUCACCGGAGAUGACUUCGGCCUCGUCAAGCUCUUCAGAUUCCCCUGCCUUAAAAAAGCGGCCAAAUUUAAGAAGUACAUCGGGCACUCUGCCCAUGUGACGAACGUGCGCUGGUCGCAGGAUCUGCAGUGGGUGGUGAGCACAGGCGGUGCGGACCACUCCGUAUUCCAGUGGAGGUUCCUGCCCGAGGGCGUCAUGAAUGGGGUCCUAGAGCCACUACUGCAAGAGGGCUACGCGGACUCCAACAGCGGGGAGUCGGACUCAGACCUGUCAGACGUGCCGGAGCUGGACUCAGACAUAGAGCAGGAGGCACAGAUGAACUACGAGAGGCAGGUGUAUAAGGAGGACCUGCCCCAGUUGAGGAAAAAGCUGGUCGGCUCCCUGAAACGCCAGAGGGCCCCCGAUGAGGGACUACGCCUGCAGUUUGUUCACGGGUAUCGAGGGUGUGACUGCCGUAACAACCUGUUCUACACACAGGCUGGUGAGGUGGUGUACCAUGUGGCGGCGGUGGCCGUGGUCUACAACCGCCAGCAGCACACGCAGCGCUUCUACCUGGGGCACGACGACGACAUCCUCAGUCUCACCGUGCACCCACUCAAGGACUACGUGGCCACCGGACAGGUGGGGAGAGACCCAGCAGUGCACGUGUGGGACAUCCAGACCCUGAAGUGCUUGUCACUACUGAGGGGCCAACACCUAAGAGGCGUCUGUGCCCUGGAAUUCACAGCGGACGGUAAGAGCCUGGUUUCCGUGGGGAUAGAUGAGGGCCACAACAUCGUCGUCUGGGAUUGGAGGAAAGGAGAGAAGCUCGCCAAGGCCAGGGGCCACAAGGAUAAGAUCUUCGUGGUGAAGGGGAACCCGUUCCGCAUGGACAAGCUGGUCACCGUGGGGAUGAAGCACAUCAAGUUCUGGCAGCACACAGGUGGUGGCUUGACGUUCAAGCGUGGCAUCUUCGGCGGCCUGGGUAAGCAGGAGACCAUGAUGUCGGUGUGCUACGGCCGUGCGGAGGACCUGGUGUUCUCCGGAGCCACCACGGGGGACGUGUACGUCUGGAAGGACACCACGCUCAUCAAGACCAUCAAGGCCCACGACGGACCCGUCUUCGCCAUGUGCUCCCUGGACAAGGGGUUUGUGACGGGGGGGAAGGACGGUGUGGUGGAGCUGUGGGAUGACAUGUUUGAGAGGUGCCUGAAGAGCUACGCCAUCAAGAGGGCCGCACUCUCCCCCAACUCGAAAGGGCUGCUGCUGGAGGAUAACCCCUCUAUCCGUGCCAUCACGCUGGGCCACGGCCACAUCCUGGUGGGCACCAAGAACGGGGAGAUCUUGGAGAUAGACAAGAGCGGGCCCAUGAUACUACUGGUACAGGGUCAUAUGGAGGGGGAGGUGUGGGGUCUGGCUGCCCACCCUCUGCUGCCCAUCUGUGCCACAGUGAGCGAUGACAAGACCCUGCGCAUCUGGGAGCUCUCCGCCAAUCACCGCAUGGUGGCCGUCCGCAAACUCAAGAAAGGUGGCAGGUGCUGUGCCUUCUCCCCCGAUGGGAAAGCCUUAGCGGUGGGCCUGAACGACGGCAGUUUCCUGGUGGUGAACGCCGACACGCUGGAGGACAUGGUGACCUUCCACCACCGGAAGGAGAUCAUCUCAGACCUGCGCUUCUCACAAGACGCUGGCAAGUACCUGGCAGUGGCCUCCCAUGAUACCUUCAUAGACAUCUACAACGUGCUGACCAGCAAACGCGUGGGCAUCUGCAAAGGAGCCUCCAGCUACAUCACACACAUAGACUGGGACACACGUGGCAAACUUUUGCAAGUCAACACCGGAGCCAAAGAACAGCUAUUCUUCGAAGCACCUCGAGGCAGAAGACAGACCAUCAACAACACUGAGUUUGAGAAGGUGGAGUGGGCCUCCUGGACGUCUGUGCUGGGCCCCACGUGCGAGGGCAUCUGGCCCACCCUGAGCUUCGUCAACGCCUCCUCCCUCACCAAGGACCGCAAGCUGCUGGCUACCGGCGACGACUUCGGCUUCCUCAAGCUCUUCAGCUUCCCCUGCAAGGGUCAGUUUUCCAAGUUCAAGCGCUACGUGGGCCACAGUGCCAACGUGACGAACGUGCGCUGGUCCCAUGACGACAGCACGCUGCUCUCUGUGGGCGGAGCCGACACGGCGCUCAUGAUCUGGGCCCGGGAGACCGGCGUGGCUCGCGAGAGCAAGGCCGUGGACAGCGAAGAGUCAGACGACGAUGCAGAGGACGAUGGAGGUUAUGACAGUGACGUGGCAAGGGAGCGGACCACUGACUACACCACUAAAGUGUACGCCGUCAGCAUCCGGGAGAUGAGCGGCACCAAGCCACACCUGCAGACCAAGGAGGUCCUGGUGGACGAGAGACCCCCGGUGAGCAGGGCGGCCCCACUACCAGACAAACUCCUCAAGAACAACGUCACCAAGAAGAAGAAACAGGUGGAGGAGCUGCAGUUGGACCAUGUGUUUGGGUACCGGGGUUUCGAUGGCCGGAACAACCUGCACUACCUCAACGACGGCUCCGACAUCAUCUUCCACACCGCCGCCGCAGCCAUCAUACAGAGCCUGUCAGCAGGAACACAAACGUUCUAUUUGGAGCACACAGACGACAUCCUGUGUCUCACUGUCAAUCAACAUCCGAAAUACCAAAACGUCAUCGCCACCGGCCAAAUAGGCGAUGUGAAUGACCUGCCAGGCAUGGCCCCGUCCAUCCACGUAUGGGACGCCAUGAGUAAGCAGACCCUGUCGGUGCUGCGCUGCUCCCACGCCAAAGGGGUCAGCUACGUCAACUUCAGCGCUACGGGGAAACUGCUGCUCUCCGUCGGAGUGGACCCCGAACACACCAUCACCAUCUGGCGCUGGCAAGAAGGCACAAAGGUGAGCACCAAGGGGGGCCACACGGACCGCAUCUUCGUGGCGGAGUUCCGUCCCGACUCUGACACGCAGUUCGUCUCGGUGGGCGUCAAGCACAUCAAGUUCUGGACGCUGGUGGGCGGCUCGCUCAUGUACAAGAAGGGCGUCAUCGGGGCCGUGGAGGACGGACGCAUGCAGACCAUGCUCUCUGUCGCCUUCGGAGCCAACAACCUGACAUUCACGGGGGCCAUCAACGGGGACGUGUACGUGUGGAGGGAGCACUUCCUGGUGCGGGUGGUUGCCAAGGCCCACACGGGGCCCGUCUUCACCAUGUACACCACCCUCAGAGACGGACUCAUCGUCACCGGGGGCAAGGAGCGCCCUACUAAGGAGGGUGGUGCGGUGAAGCUGUGGGACCAGGAGAUGAAGCGUUGCAGAGCGUUCCAGCUGGAGACCGGCCUGCCAGUGGAGAACGUACGCUCCGUCUGCAGAGGAAAGGGUAAGAUCCUGGUGGGCACCAAGGACGGCGAGAUCAUCGAGGUGGGGGAGAAGAACGCGGCGUCCAACACCAUGAUCAACGGGCACACGCAGGGCCGCAUCUGGGGGCUCGCCACGCACCCCACCAAAGACGUCUUCAUCUCCGCCAGCGACGACGGAUCCAUACGCAUGUGGGACCUGGUGGACAAGAAACUGCUGAACAAGGUGAGUCUGGGCCACCCGGCCAAGUGCACCGCGUACAGCCCCAACGGGGAGAUGGUGUCCAUCGGCAUGGAGAACGGAGAGUUCAUCGUGCUGCUCGUCAACUCACUCACCGUGUGGGGCAAGAAGAGAGACCGCAGCGUGGCCAUCCAGGACAUCAGGUUCAGUCCUGAUAACUGCCUGCUGGCGGUGGGUUCGUUGGAGAGUGCGGUGGACUUCUAUGACCUGACACUGGGGCCGUCCCUCAACCGCAUCGGAUACUGCAAAGACAUCCCCGGCUUCGUCAUGCAGCUCGACUUCUCAGCCGACAGCAAGUUUAUAGGGGCCUCCACAGGGAUGUACAAGAGGCAGGUACACGAGGUGCCCAGUGGCAAAGUGGUGACAGAGCAGGCUGUCAUGGAUAGAAUCACCUGGGCCACUUGGACUAGUGUGCUGGGCGAUGAGGUGGUGGGGGUGUGGCCGCGUAACGCUGAGAAGGCGGACGUGGUGUGUGCCUCCGUGUCCCACGCCGGCCUCAACAUCGCCACGGGAGACGACUUCGGCCUCGUCAAGCUCUUCGACUUCCCCUGCACAGAAAAAUUUGCCAAACACAAGCGCUACCUCGGCCACUCUGCGCACGUCACCAACAUCCGUUUCUCCGCCGACGACAAGUAUGUCAUCAGCGUAGGAGGCAGCGACUGCAGUGUUUUUGUUUGGAAAUGCCUGUAAAGUGGCGUCGUCACCUUCCAACUCCCUGAUGUGAUGUGACAGAGCCACCAAGUGUCAUGAAGUGUGUGUGCGUGUGCGUGCGUGUGCGUGCGUGUGUGUGCGUGUGUGUGUGUGUGUGUGUGUGUGUGUGUGUGUGUGUGGCCGUCUCACUGCCUCUCCAAUGCUGCUGCUGCUGCUGCUGCUGCUGCAAUCCCCUUACCUGAGAUGCUGCAUUACAUUCACCUGAGGUUACACCUGACCUCGCACCGGAGACACACCUGGACCAUAUCAUAUACACCUGGACCUACAUCAGAUAUACACCUGGACCACAUCAUAUAUACACCUGGACCACAUCAGAAAUAUACCUGGACCACAUCAUAUAUACACCUGGACCACAUCAUAUAUACACCUGGACCACAUCAGAUAUACACCUGGACCACAUCAGAUAUACACCUGGACCACAUCAGAUACAGUAUAGCCCUGGACUAUAUCAGAUAUACCCCUGGACAUACAUCAGAAAUACACCUGAACGCCAUUUGACACACAUCAGAAUUAUGAGUGCGUUGCAAUAUGCGACCUUGCCUCCUCCACUUGCGCUUGUCUCCUCGUCCCGCCUCCUGGCCCCUCCUCCGUGGAGAAAACGAUAAAGUCUCCCAGCUGUCAG